AUGAUCACCGCCCUACUGAGCCUGUUGACCACCUCCCCACCCCUCAGCACACUGCUCGUCUGCUCGUCCGUCCUGUUGUUGCUGCUCUGGUGUCUGUUGAGAUCUACCCAGACAAGGGACGUAAUCAACAUACCAGGACCGAGAGGAGUUCCCGUUCUUGGCAACCUGCUCCAGCUAGGCAAGAAACCUCACAAGACGCUGACAGCUUUCAGGUACAAGUACGGUGAUGUCUACCAGAUCACAAUGGGCAGCCGACCGACCGUUGUCCUCAAUGGCAUCCAGACCAUCAGACAAGCCCUGGUCAAGCAGGCGGAGGACUUCGCUGGCCGGCCAGAUUUUUACAGCUUCCGGUUUAUCGGCAACGGCAACAGCAUGGGCUUUGGUGACUACGGCAGUCGCUGGAAGAUGCACCGGAAAAUUGCACAAAAUGCACUGGCCACGUUUAUCAACAAGAAAUCGAAUCCCAUUGAGACGACGAUUACAGCUGAGGCAGAUGUACUUGUAACGAGAUUGUUGGAAUCGAAUCUAACUCCACUCGAUCCCCAUAAUGAAAUCUACCUAUCUGUGGGCAGCAUUAUCUGUCUCAUCUGCUUCGGUAAACGAUACCAACGAGACGACCCAGAUUUCCUGCGGCUGGUCAAGAUGAAUGACGAGUUCAUGGCCUUUGCUGGGGCGGGGAACCCAGUGGACAUCAUGCCGUGGACUAGACACUUCACCAAGAGAUCAUUUAACGGGUUUCUCCGCAUCCUUGACGUCAUGAACAAGUUCUGUAACGAGAAGGUACACCAGCACAUCGGCACCUUCGACGCCUGCGUCAUCCGUGACGUCACGGACUGCCUGAUCCGGGCCGUGUACGACACGCCCCUGGAGGAGAAGGAGGCGGUGGGUCUGACGGACGAGCACAUCCUGACGACGGUGCAGGAGCUGAUAGGUGCCGGGUUCGAUACCAUCGCCAGCACGCUGCAGUGGGCGGUGCUGUACAUGAUCAGACAUCCGGACAUACAGGAGCAGGUUUACAAUGAAAUCAUCACAAAAGUGGGCAGAACAAGGUGCCCCUGCCUUGACGACCUGGCAGAUCUGCCCCUGACUGAAGCGACCAUCCUAGAGGUCAUGAGGCACUCAUGCAUCUUCCCAUUCGCCCUCCCACACAGCACGACACGUGACACGGUGCUUAACGGAUACAGAAUACCCCGUCAGACCUUGACCUUCAUCAACCUCUGGUCAGUGACCCGUGACCCGGACUACUUCAAAGACCCGGAUCUCUUCAACCCGUUCCGUUUCUUGGACUCAACCGGCAAACUCGACCGGCUGGCCAUGGACCACUUCCUGCCGUACGGAGCCGGACGCCGGAAAUGUCCGGGUGAACAACUUGCCCGGAUGGAAAUAUUCAUCUUCUUCACCCGGCUGGUCCAGAUGUGCCGGAUGGACAAGGCCGAUGGACAGGAACCUAUUAUCGAUAGCAAAUACGGGCUGACCCUAAAGCCGUUAGAUUUCAAGGCUAUGUUUUACAAGCGGUGA
Physella acuta is the source of this 1518-nucleotide messenger RNA. Its product is annotated as cytochrome P450 1A1. Gene Ontology annotation, biological process: hormone biosynthetic process; progesterone metabolic process. NCBI's taxonomy places the organism in Eukaryota, Metazoa, Mollusca, Gastropoda, Physidae. The record is from RefSeq and is a predicted model, not a curated record. Gene Ontology annotation, molecular function: steroid 17-alpha-monooxygenase activity; iron ion binding; heme binding.